AUCACCAACUACGGCGGCUGCUGGGGCUUUAAUCACCAACUACUCCCACUGUUUCUCUGCUCUAGUCGCCAACUACGGCGGCUGCUGGGACUUUAAUCACCGCCUUGCUGGCAGCAGAAUCAGACAUUAUGGCUUCCGUGCUCUCCUUGUUAGGUGCUUUCACCAUCAUCCGUAGCACCAUCAGAGAAUUGAUUCCACAAGAGGUGCGAGCGUACUUAUGGAAUCUCACCCAGCGUUUCUCGUCCGAGUUCACACUGGUUAUUGAAAGAACCCACGGCAGCUCCAGCAACUCUCUCUUCAAAGCCGCUGCUAUCUACCUCGGCGGCCAUGUCUUGGCUUCUGCCACUGUUUUUGAUUCCACUGGUGGUUCUCCACAAAGGUUCCUCGUGGGGAAGAGCGAAAAUGUCAGAAAUUUUACUUACGCGCUCGACAAAAACUCCGAGAUUGUGGAUUUAUUUCGUGGGGUGCCCAUGAAAUGGAAAUUUAGAUUGGAUUUCAGCGCUACCACGCAGAUCGAAACGAGAUGGUACGAGCUAUGUUUUAACAAAAAGCACGCCGAGAUUGUGAAGAGCGAGUACCUUCCCCACGUCCUCGACACCGCCAAACGAUUGAAGGACCAAACCCGAACGGUGAAGUUCCACAUAAUCAGGCGGGACUGGUGGUGCCCGAGUGCCGUUAAUAUUGACCAUCCGAUGACGUUCGAGACUCUGGCCAUGGAUGCCGAUCUCAAGAAGAACAUAUUGGAUGAUCUCAAUAGCUUUAUCAACGGAAAAGAGUACUAUAAGAAGAUUGGCAGGCUGUGGAAGCGCGGUUACCUUCUAUAUGGUCCACCGGGAACAGGGAAAUCAAGCUUGAUUGCAGCCAUGGCGAAUCAUCUCAACUUUGACAUUUACAACUUAAAUUUAUCUGCUGUUAAAUCUGAUUCCGUUCUGGAGGAUCUGUUGCUCCAAGUCUCCAAUCGUUCCAUUAUUGUCGUCGAAGACAUUGACUGCACCAUCAAACUACAGAACCGCGAAGCAGGGGAGCAAGUUGAUAGCUUUCCUCGAGUCCAGGUGACACUUUCUGGACUUCUGAAUGCCAUUGAUGGUCUAUUGUCAUGCUGUGCAAAUGAAAGGAUCGUUGUUUUCACUACUAAUUAUAAGGAACGAAUUGAUCCAGCAUUGCUUCGAGCAGGUCGCAUGGACAGGCACAUAUGCUUGUCCUACUGCACGUUCUCUACUUUCAAGCAACUUGCAGCAAACUACUUAAACAUUUUCAACCAUGAUCAUUUUGGCCGUGUUGAAGAGCUUAUUGAAAAUGCUAAAGCUUCCCCUGCUGAAGUUGCAGGUGAAUUGAUGAAGAGCAAAGAUCCUGAAGUUUGUCUAGAAGGCUUAAUUGCAUUUCUGGAGAGCAAGGUAUCACAAGCACGAUUCCAAAUUACAUCUAUAGAGGAUAGAAGGCUGGAAGAAAAGAAUGGCAUUAGGCCAAAGAAGGAUACGGAAAAUGAGCACUCUUCCAACGCAACUACAUUCCUUGCUGUUGGUUGUGAUUCAGUUAGGGAGUAUAGAGUGAAGGCAGACUUGGCACUUAUACUUAAAAAUGUGUUUUUGAAACAUGGGAACAUUGUUGAGAACAGCUCCUUGAAUUCCAUGCAAUGCCUAUCAUCGCUGUUGGAGGUUGUUUGUGGAAUCAUUCAAAGACUACAAGCUGUUGAAUUCGAAGAAUUGACAGAAGUUGAACUUGAAUCAAUGAUUACUAGUGUUCGCGACCUCGAAUAUUUGAAGGUGGAAGUCGGUUGGCUUAAUAAAAGGCUAGAUGAGAUUACUCAGGCAUUGCCGCUCGCCAAGCAUUGCUCCUCCCUGAAGGAAGAAAGGGGUAAAAAUCUUCAGGACAUUGAGAAGAUGGAGAAAGAAGUGAAAGGCUGCGAGGACGAAUCCAAAUCCCUCAAAAUUCAGGAAACAAAGGCACGGACGGAGGAGCUAUCUGAAAAAAUCUCAAGCAUUGAAACCAAAUUCAACCAAAUUCGAGACGGACUACCUUGACCAUUUACUCCGUUUUUAAACUCUCACAUGUUAUUGAACUCAGAGCAUGUUGGUAUGGUCUCAUCAUCUGUUGUCAUCCUAUUUUAUCUUAUUUUCUUUAGUAUAUUGUAAAAGUAAUAAUAAUAAUAAUAAUAAUAAUAAUAAUAAUAAUAAUAAUAAUAAAUCUAUAAUAUAAAUUUUGUUUUAUU
This is a messenger RNA of Rubroshorea leprosula, 2209 nucleotides long. Lineage: Eukaryota; Viridiplantae; Streptophyta; Magnoliopsida; Malvales; Dipterocarpaceae. The record is from the annotation of a GenBank genome assembly.